This is a messenger RNA of Mytilus trossulus (common blue mussel), 1347 nucleotides long. RefSeq lists its product as uncharacterized. The transcript is spliced from 5 exons. Bases 14 to 1207 code for a protein of 397 amino acids. The record is from RefSeq and is a predicted model, not a curated record. Lineage: Eukaryota; Metazoa; Mollusca; Bivalvia; Mytilida; Mytilidae.
CUAUGUUGCAAGUAUGGUACGAGCUAGUGAUGAUUCCGGAUACCUUCAUGCAGCCGACAUCACACAACGAAAUAUUGCCAUAGCUUUUCAAUCGACAUCAAUGAUGAUACCUCCUGCAUUAUCCUUCAGAUUUAUAAGUUACUGCUUAUCUGUUUGGUCGGUGAAGAGAUACGGAGAGAUCAAUAGGGAAAUGCUGUUCCACAGGUCGGGAGUGUUCACUAUUGAUCCUUCCUUGGAUAUGUAUAUUCUUUGUGAAGAUGACAAGAUAACGGUCCGUCUUGUUCAUGCAAGAACAAACGCAGUCAUAAGGAGGGAUCUUGCUUCCAGUAUCAAUGAAUGUUUAACAUCAGCCUUAGAGAAAAUAAGUCAGCUGUAUAUUAGAACAAGUGGCGAUCAGAGCCAUUCCAGUGAUGCAUCGUUUGUAGCAAAUGUAUGUUGUAAAUCACCAGAUAAGCCAUGCAUCUUACCAUUCAACAGUCUUGCUCAAGAAGGCAAAAUAUGGAACUGUCCUACUCAUGGCAUUGAGCACAACAUACACACGAUAAAAUCGUGGAUACCAGGAAAGGAUGAAGACAGAUGUGAACCAGGGUGUCCAGUUACAAAUGACGAGUUUUUGAAAGAACGGCCAUCAGAUCUUCACUUACGACGCUUAUCAUUAGUUUACAAUAGAAAUGAAACUCAAGAACUAGCACUACAGUUAGGAUUAACGUCAGCUGAUUUUGACAACCUUUCACGCACUGAGGAUUCAGAGACGUGGAAAUUUGAAGUAUUCAAAAAAUGUCGGGAUAGAUUUGCAUUGACAUUUAGAAAUAUCAGAGACGCAUGUGAAGCUGGCAAAUUUGGGAAUAUCCAUAGACUUUGCAAGCUUGUGAAAGGAGUUUAUAUUGAUUUUGAUACUGAACCCGAGAAGUGGGAUCUGGUACCUACAGAAGAACACAUUGACAGAUUAGCUCCAUUAAUUGGGAACAACUCUCUUCAGUUUCUUAUCGAACUAGAAAUGGAAUUUAAGACGUGGGAACAGAUAAUGUACAGGCACACAAUUGAAAGAGAUUUGGUGAAGCUUAACAAAGAUAUUUUAGAAGAAUGGAAAACCAAAUUUUGUAAGAUGCACAGUCUUAAGCCAACUUUGCGUAAAAUUGCACAGGCAUUUAGUAACAUUGGCAAACAUAUACAAAUUGUUGAAAACACAUUAUCAGACCUGUUAUAACUUUGCAACCAUGCCAGUUGUAAUUUGCCCUGUUUCUAUCAAUUCUUCAACUUAAAGAAAGUACAAAUUGUGUAGUAUAUACACUCCGUAUGAUUUUUUGUUCGUUUUCGGUACUUUGCGUUAAUGUCACGUCUUCAAUG